Mizuhopecten yessoensis (Yesso scallop) is the source of this 867-nucleotide messenger RNA. RefSeq lists its product as uncharacterized. The transcript is spliced from 7 exons. The record is from RefSeq and is a predicted model, not a curated record. Bases 1 to 867 code for a protein of 288 amino acids. NCBI's taxonomy places the organism in Eukaryota, Metazoa, Mollusca, Bivalvia, Pectinida, Pectinidae.
AUGCCACAUGGCCCGACUACUCUACCGAUGUACCUAUUGAUGGUUGCUGGGCGGGGCAUUCUGGCCAUUGGGGAUGGGCCACUUAAAGUACUUCAGGUCAAAGUGGUUGCCUAUUGCUUCCCAGGAGCAACUGUUGUACCCAUGGCGUUUUGUACAGUCGGACUUGUGGGGAAAAGUUUAAGCUAUUUUGUAACACCUAACAUUGCGGCAACAGCAGUUGGGUUUCGUGUCUCUGUAUGGUUAGGAGCAGUUGCCUCUGGAUUCAGUUGUAUGUGUGCAGUUUGUCUCGUCUUACUUCUUCAAAAGCAGAAACCCUUGGAAGCAGAUGAUUAUGAAAAAAGCAAAACUCCAACACUUAAAGACAUAAAUGGCCUGCCGACGAAUUUUUGGCUGAUUAUAUGGACGAUGGGGUUUAUCCAAGGCGCUUGGAUCUGUGAGCAAGCCAAUUUACCAGACUUUUUAGAGUUACGGUAUGGCUUGACAGUAACAGAGGCAGGCUACAUUACCGGCGUUCCUUCUCUCAUCAUUUUGUCAACUCCUGUCGUUGCUAUAUUACUGAGGUACAUUGACUGUCAUGGAGUCGUUCUCACAGCAGCCAUAAUAUGGAUGACGUCUGCUUUUGUUUUAUUGGGAUUCUGUCCGGCCAUCCACCCCCUUAUCCUCGCCAUAGCAUAUGGAAUAGGUUCAACGACAUAUUCGAUAAUAGCAUGGCAGCUCCUUGUCGUUAUCAGUCCCGCCGCCUUUGUUGGGACUAUCGGAUGUAUUUUUUAUUUAGUGAGACACCUAACAGCAGCGUUCAGCUUACUUGCCGCUGGAUAUAUACUGCAGAAACCUGAACAGUACGUAUUAUUAACGUUAUCAGAUUGA